Messenger RNA from Prunus armeniaca (apricot), 1029 nucleotides. The record is from the annotation of a GenBank genome assembly. NCBI's taxonomy places the organism in Eukaryota, Viridiplantae, Streptophyta, Magnoliopsida, Rosales, Rosaceae.
AUGAACCGGAUCGCGGUGAGGUCGGUUGUCGGCGGCCUGCUCGGCGGCCGGAACUGCAACCGCUACAUUUCCACUGCGGUGGCCGUCAGGCCCUUGGACGGCCCCGAGUUUCUGAAUCGCUGGAACGGUGACGUUUUGGGCGGGUUUUACUGGAGGAGGAUGAUGAGCACGGUGCCGCAGUCUGCUGAAACGGCGUCGCUGGGGGAGAAGGAGCAGAAGGAGAGCCAGAGCUCGGUUUCCGACGACGCUAAGAAAGGAAGUGAUAGCGUUGUCGUUUCGAAUUACUGGGGGAUUCAGAGGCCGAAGAUCACAAGGGAGGAUGGGAGUGAGUGGCCUUGGAAUUGCUUCAUGCCAUGGGAGACUUAUAAGUCAGACUUGUCGAUUGAUCUGAGCAAGCAUCAUGUGCCGAAGACGUUUCUGGACAGAGUUGCGUAUAGGACCGUCAAGCUUCUUCGGAUUCCAACUGAUGUUUUCUUUCAGAGGCGGUAUGGGUGCCGUGCAAUGAUGCUGGAAACUGUGGCAGCUGUACCUGGUAUGGUGGGAGGAAUGCUACUGCACUUAAGGUCUCUCCGCAAGUUCCAGCAGAGUGGUGGUUGGAUCAAGGCUUUACUUGAAGAGGCAGAGAAUGAGAGGAUGCACCUCAUGACAAUGGUGGAACUUGUGAAGCCCGUGUGGUACGAGAGACUACUGGUUCUCGCUGUGCAGGGAGUGUUCUUCAAUGCCUUCUUUGUUCUUUAUGUGCUUUCCCCCAAACUGGCACAUAGGGUUGUUGGGUAUCUGGAGGAGGAGGCUAUACACUCUUAUACAGAGUAUUUGAAGGAUAUCGAUAGUGGCAAGAUUGAAAAUGUACCGGCUCCUGCAAUCGCAAUUGACUACUGGAGGCUUCCUAAAGAUUCUACACUGAAGGAUGUUAUUACUGUGAUUCGUGCUGAUGAAGCUCAUCAUCGAGAUGUCAACCAUUUUGCAUCUGAUAUUCAUUUUCAGGGCAAGGAAUUGAGAGAGGCACCAGCUCCCCUUGGUUACCACUAG